UUCGUCCAGUCGGUUAGAGGAAUAACGGGCCAAUCACAGCGCGCCGAGUGACGGCGGAUCGGGAGAGUUCGGCCGCGAGCGAGGCGAGCACGGUUCGGUUCGUGGUUCUUUUGCAAUUCGCUUCUGUUCGGCCAGUUGCGGAGAAACGCUGGCUGUGCGAUGUGAUGGUUCCAACGCUGCAGUUUAUAUUUAUCGUAUAUAGGCAGCGUUCAAGUUUCGACGAGUUUCACGCCGACGAGCUUCCCUUUCGUUGCCCCGUCAACGUGUACCCCGACGACCGUGCCGUUUACACGGGUCCCGUCACAGAAAAUAUGCUGGCGAUGCACCGCGUUUCGGGGAAGUCUGUGCGCAACAGUGCCGUUUGACAGUUUCGCGAUACCCAAAACAAAACCUGCGCGUUCCUUCUAAAACAAGAAAAAGAGAAUCAUCGUAACCCGGGAAUUCACGGCAGUGCGAAUUGAUUCGAGUCUACGCGAUCCAAAUGGAAUAAACUUGCUCUCUCGCCGAGGGAAUUUCGUUCGUAACUAUAUGAAUCAACGCGAUAAGGGAAAAUUUUAAAAGAAAGUAUACAUGCGUACGCCAUGUUAUUUUGGUGACCUGAGAUUUAUUCAACGAAUUCGUAGCUCAUUAAUGCAGGCACGAUGACUUUCAUUCUAACUAUCUUCGCGCAUAAUGGAUCUCAACAGCCACGUGUGAUGCCUGAACAUUCGAAAAGAAGACCUUUAAGCUUGAUCCACAGUACCAGGUUCAUGUAACAUUUAGUAUAUAUGAAUGGUUGGAGAUUCGCCAGACAUCGUUGGAGAAGGAUCGGUCUCAGAUCUAGGAGAUCUAGAAGGAUGGUGGGAUAAUCCUAGCAUUGUGAUCUGGAGUUUUGCCCUGUUCGGCUGUUUCCUCUUAAAUGUCACGCUUCUGUUGGCAUUCCUCAUACGUCCGUCGUUGCGGACUAUUUCCAACAGAUUCGUCAUGAACCUAACCGUGUCGAAUCUGUUGGUAUGCGCAACAAUAAAUCCCCUGAUGAUCAUGGACGCCUCUUCGUCGCCUACUACUUUCAUGCUGGAUGCAACGUUCACAGAAAACGUUUGCGCGAUGUCUGAAGGUGCGGUCGCCAUGGUCACAACGUCUUCCGUAUUUUCAGUCCUCCUGAUCGCCGUGGACCAGUACUUCGCAGUAGUGGAUCCUCUGCGGUACAGGACCCGCGUGGACAAGCUCAAAUCCGGCAUCCUGAUCGUGUCGACGUGGUUGAUCUCAAUCGUCUUCGGUUCUCUAGCCUUUUUCAACCCAAAUCCUCGAGGGUUCUGGCUCUCCUGUAUUCCAAGGAACGUUACAUCAUCCUCAAACCUAGCAACCGUAAGCGAGUCCACGAUCACGUUACUACAGACUGAAUCCAAGAGACUAAACGCCACUGGAGUUCCAAGUGUAUUAGACUCCCUGGAGUCCAUGCGAGUCGGCGACGACAUAGAUCUCAUAGAGAACACCACCGUCAUCUUCGAUACACUUCUGCCGAGCACAAUUACGUAUGGUUUCGUCUACGCUCUGGUGUACAGCAUCUUUGCCUAUUUCCUUCCUUUCGCUGCCGUUUGCUGGAUCUAUGUUAGCAUUUACGUAGCAGCUCACAGAAACUCGGAAAGAGCUAGACGAAGCGGCUCCAGGCCGAUUCUGUCUUCAGCGAGCUUCAGCGAGGAACAGUAUGGUCCCAGGCUUCAGCGAUUACACGCGGACACCAUCGAAGACUUCCGCAAGCUACCGAAGAUAUCCAGCUUGUCGUCUAUCGAUGAAACCAGUGAAACUAUGCAGCCAACGGGACAACUGUCUAGAAGACGAUCCUUCUCGCCAAGUCUGGAGAUUGAAGUCUCCGCGCCGGUGACCGAUGAUCAACCUUCUUCGGGGAUCGUCUUCACUGUAGGCUCCCUAAAAGUCGAAGUGUCCUCGGAGAAUGAUAAUCGAGAAAAUAGGGAAGCCAAUAAUGAUCCUAUCGUUGAAGAAAAUUUGGAUAACAUUGAUUCUCAGGAGAAGCCUGGCCAGGAGCAAAGGCCUUUAGAGAUUGCUGCGGCGCAAGAGAAUAAUUCAGACACUUGGAAUUUGAAGAAUUUCCAAGAGGCAAGCGAUUCGGAAGACAACACACGAAUCGAGUGCUAUAACAAUUUAGAUGUUUUUGAGAAGAACAGAUUACGAUACGAGCGGAAGAUUUCAUCGUCCUUCCACAACUACAGGUCCGCUUUAGCGGAUGAUUCUUCGAGGACAGCAGUGAUCAUUGAUAGAAAAGAAAAAGAAGAGGAAACAUGCGAUGAUCGAUUGAAACAGGAGUUGGCAAUCGAAACCGAUGAAAAUCGCGUUGAGCCCGUGAGAGAUCCAGAGUCGAUAGAAACAAAUCCAAUUAGUCGAUUGAAUGGUUCCUGUGCGGAUGAGGGUAAAUCGUGCGAGGAAUUGGUAAGGACAUUCGGUAGUAUCGAUGUCGGUCCUAGAAGGUGCAACAGUUCGAGCACCAUCUGCAACAAGACUGAGAGGGACAACGUGGAGCUGUCCACGUGUCUCCUGACGCCGAUAGUGACGAUCACGCCGGCGCCGAGCAAGAACGACGCUUUGCACCGGGUGUCGAGCGUACGGAGUACGUCGAGCUACAUAAGCUCGCUAAAGGACAGGAUCAGCAACGGGUCCAUUUUUAGACACCGUGAGGAAACCAGGGCGGCUAGAAUAAGCGCGUUGGUUAUAGUGAUGGGUUUGAUUUGCUGGUCGCCGUACGUGAUACUGCUCGUGAUGAACAACCUGCCCCGAUCCGUUGACCAAUAUCUGCCGCGCAAAUACGAUGCGCUUGCGUCGGGCUUCUUGAUCUUGGCUGCGUAUGUCAGCCCGUUGCUGUUCGGUUAUCGGUCGAGACGAGUCAAGCGGGAGCUUAGGAGGUUCUUCUGCUUCAGGAGGGAGCUAUCGUACAAGAACAACAGGAGCCUGAUGGCGAAGAAGGUGCUCAAGAGGCGGCACAGUAGCACCCUGAGCCAUCUCGAGGUCGAUCACAAGUACAACAUCUUCAACUGCAUGUACGGCCGGAACCGGUGGCCCAAAGAGAAGGUGCAGUUCGUUCAAGUGCCGGACACAGCGCUCGCGGUUGAAACUUGUCGAAGCAGUUUUUCUAGCGGCGCCAGCACUCAGAUCUCCAGCACGUCCACAGAUGAAUGUUAAAACCAUGACGUUCCUGAUAUUCCUAUGGUACUGUUUACUGAAUUCUUUUAUUUAGCGUACUUAACGCGAUGCGUUCCUUCUUGAAGGGAUUUCUUUAAAAGGUUGUUGAUUGUAUGAUAGAUUCUGUGCAGUUUCUCGCGCUGGUUCUUGUGAAGAAGAAUUUUUAGGAAGAGUAAUUCUUUCUUUUGAAUAUAUUUUUUAUUUAAAUUAGAAAGAACGUUUUUCUAAAAUUCAGUGAUUUUUAACAUUGCCGCUUACGAAUUUGCAGUGCAAUAUUGAAUGAUUGCGAAAAUAUAUCAGAACCCGGUGUAUUGUCGCCAGAAGUGUGAAUGAAGUUUUCAUCGUGAUG
Messenger RNA from Nomia melanderi (Alkali bee), 3523 nucleotides. RefSeq lists its product as uncharacterized. The record is from RefSeq and is a predicted model, not a curated record. Gene Ontology annotation, molecular function: G protein-coupled receptor activity. Gene Ontology annotation, cellular component: membrane. NCBI's taxonomy places the organism in Eukaryota, Metazoa, Arthropoda, Insecta, Hymenoptera, Halictidae. Gene Ontology annotation, biological process: G protein-coupled receptor signaling pathway.